This is a messenger RNA of Hippocampus comes (tiger tail seahorse), 1114 nucleotides long. Its product is annotated as gap junction Cx32.2 protein-like. Lineage: Eukaryota; Metazoa; Chordata; Actinopteri; Syngnathiformes; Syngnathidae. The record is from RefSeq and is a predicted model, not a curated record. Gene Ontology annotation, cellular component: connexin complex. Bases 19 to 735 code for a protein of 238 amino acids. Gene Ontology annotation, biological process: cell-cell signaling. Gene Ontology annotation, molecular function: gap junction channel activity. The transcript has a single exon.
CGGAGAUCCGCUGCCAUCAUGGGGGAGUGGUCCUUCCUGUCGGAGAUGUUGGACAAGGUGGAAUCGCACUCGACGAUAUUUGGCAAGGUCUGGAUGAGCGUUCUUUUCGUCUUCAGGAUCUUCAUCCUGGCGGCCGGCGUGGAUAGAAUAUGGGGAGACGAACAAGCAAACAUGGACUGCAACACCAAAAGCCCCGGCUGCAAGAAUGCUUGCUACGAUGCGUCCUUCCCCAUAUCUCACACGCGCUUCUGGGUGCUCCAGAUCCUCACGGUCUCGACGCCCACGUUCAUCUAUCUGGGUCACGUCCUGCUUGUCAUCCGCAGAGAGAAUAAGCUUCGGCGACACCUGGAGCAAAAACGGGACCUGAUCAAGACGCUCAAGUCGCCCAAAUAUUCCGAUGAACACGGCAAGGUGAAGCUCAAAGGCUUCCUGUUGCUCAGCUACCUGAUGCAGCUUCUGUUCAAGAUCUUGCUGGAAGUGGCCUUCGUCGUGGGCCAGUACUUCAUCUACGGCUCCAUUCUCAUGCCGGAAAAGAUUACGUUCCGAGGCGGAAGCUGUAUAACCGACACCAACUGCUUCAUCAGCCGUCCCACUGAGAAAAACGUCUUCAUCGUCUUUAUGUUGGCCAUGGCGGUCUUCUCUGUCAUGCUCAACAUCACUGAAAUGUUCCAUCUGAUGAUCUUAAAGUUGAGGCAUCGCAAAAGGAGGGGCGCCGGCUCAUUUCUUUCCGAGUGAAUGGGCCACUGGGACAAGAAUGCCGGGCACACGGUUUCACUUGCGAACUUCCAGAAAUACGUUCCUUCUCUUCUGGCAGUGACACACAGUGUUCACUCGUUAUAUCAGCUAAGGGAUCAAAUAGACCAGGGGUUGUCCGAAUCUUUUCGUUUGAGGGCUGCCGACAGAAAAAUGCAAGGACGAAAGGCCCACUUGAAAAUUCGUCCACUUUUUAUAACGCGCUAAAGUCGGUCAAAAAAACAAUGUCAUAAAUUGUUUGAAAUGUCUCGGGUGGCCGACAGCCCUCGAUCUCACAGAGUAGAUCUAGCUCUGCAGUUGUUUGAUCUUCUCUACUCUACAUAUGCAAAUGAACUGCAAAUAAACUAAACUACAAUAUAAA